Molecule: messenger RNA, 2055 nt
Organism: Closterium sp. Yama58-4
Lineage: Eukaryota; Viridiplantae; Streptophyta; Zygnematophyceae; Desmidiales; Closteriaceae
Source: the annotation of a GenBank genome assembly
AUGAGUGUAAAGUUUCCUUUCACGAGUAGUGCGCCGCCUUCCCAGACUGAAGGAUCGUACUCCCCUACUACCCAUCUCUUCGAUUACGCGCAGGCAGGAGAACGCGCGGAGAAUAUUUUUAAACACGCGGAGAACUGGCUGCACGACGGCGACCUGAAGGUGACCGUUUCCAAGCACCUCGUGUCGCCGCAGUCCUCCGCCGAUGAUGAUUUUUCUCGCGAUUCGUCCAACUUGAAGCCCGAACGGCAGGAAGAGCGGGCUGAGGCUCGUAAAUCCGCGAAGCACGUCAUCUCUCAGCAGAGCGUCGACGAUCCAACGGCUGGCGGCGACUGGAGCGAGUUCGACAAAUCGCCUGCCAUUUUCAACUUCCAAGAGCGCCCUGUGCGCGACGCGGGAUGGCUGUUGGUCCUGGCUGUGUCGCUCGUCGUUCUCGUGGCCGCGACCUCCUUCGUCUUCGAACCUUCCAUCCGCGAUGCGCUCGUUGUCCUCCUCUUCUAUCCGUUGGUGUUUCUCCUCCUCUUCGCCAUCAGCCUUCCCCUCCCCCUGUUGCUCGUGUUUUACCUCCGCAAAAUCUCCGCGCGCACCCUGAAGACUCUCAUGGUAGUCGCUGCCGUGAUUUUCGUUUUCCAAAGCGUCAGCUCCGCCAUGAGCAUCCUCACGCCGCGACACGCGGAGGAAGGAACCGAGACAUACGGGCUGCAGGAGUAUGUGCCGUAUUUCGUGGGAUACACUGGCUUUAACGCACCAGGCAGCGACGGGGCGGACUUUGAGACAAAAGGGGGGAUGAUGGGGUUAGGCAUGGACGGGGCCAUGAAUGGAGGCAUGAAAGGAGGCUUGGAAGGAGGCUUGGAAGGAGGCUUGGAAGGAGGCUUGGAAGGAGGCUUGGAAGGAGGCUUGGAAGGAGACAUGGAAGGAGGCGUGGAAGGAGGCGUGGAAGGAGGCGUGGAAGGGGGAAGUAUGGAGGAGGCAGCAGCCUCGGAGGCUGACAGCAGCAGCAGCGUGUCCAACGGCAGCAGCAGCACUGCCGCCUCGAGUGACCUCGGCAGGCGCCUCUUCGAGCUUGUGCUGCCCGCCAUGGCACACCCCGUGGUAACCUUUACUGCACGUCACGCUGCCCACUGGGUGCGGGCUGCCCACUAUGCGGCAGAGAGAAAUGCGCGCGGGCGGCUCUUGCAAAGCAACGACGGGCUUUUCUCGCUGCUGCCCCUCGGAAGCUACAUCAACAUCUUCCAGUUCGUGUUCUCAGCGCUUCUCGGUGCUGCCGCACUGCUCCUUGUUGCACGCUACAGCCAGCACCUGCCGCUCGCUGCCGCUACCAUCGCACACGCCUCCCAUGCAGCCAUCGCCAGGGCCCCUAUCAUACUCUUUAUGCCGUUCCUCCUUAUGUUUGUACCUUCGUUCAUGACCCUGCCUUUGAUGUUUCCCGUUCACUUUGAUUCCAAUGUCGUCCUCCUGGCCCUGCUGCUACUCUCGUUCCUCUUCCUCGCCCAAGUGCUCUCAGCUAUCCUCACCUACUAUACAGCCACUGUCUACACACGCCUGUACGUCACGAGCAGCAGCGACGGUGGGCAGACGGGUGGAGGGGAAGAGCGCAUGACAGUAAGAGACCAGCUGCGCCUUUCCUGCUCGGCACUCAGCCUCGCAUGCACCUCAUCCCUUGGCACCUGCUGUGCUGUUGCUUUCACCGCAUGCAUUGUCAGCCUUGUCGAGAUGAGCCUUUCCGCCCUCUUCCUGUCGCGCUUUGGCCCAGGCAUCAUAGGCUGCCUACUUGUGGUGCCGCUUCAGUGCACGAAUCUUGCCAUCCGCCUUUUCCUUAACUGCCUCCUGCUCCCUACCAGUGCAAUGAGCGGCCAUGGCUUCACCCGCUCACUGCGCCUCUCGUUAGACAUCCUGCAACGCUACACGUUGCCCAUUGUGACAUCCAAUGCUGCUGCUUUCGCCCUCCAUUCCAUCCUCAUGGGUGCAAUGGCCUUCAUAGGUGUAAUUAUCGCGGUAUUUGUGGUAAGUAAGCUGCGCUGCAUGCUCCUGCUGCGUGAGUGUUCUCAUGAUGAUUAA